Alternaria infectoria is the source of this 1002-nucleotide messenger RNA. RefSeq lists its product as uncharacterized. Bases 1 to 1002 code for a protein of 333 amino acids. Gene Ontology annotation, cellular component: mitochondrion. Gene Ontology annotation, biological process: mitochondrial tRNA threonylcarbamoyladenosine modification. The record is from RefSeq and is a predicted model, not a curated record. The transcript has 2 exons. NCBI's taxonomy places the organism in Eukaryota, Fungi, Ascomycota, Dothideomycetes, Pleosporales, Pleosporaceae.
AUGCGCGAUGGAGAGACUUCUCUGGAAGAUGCGCAAGCAAGCACAGUCGAUCUCGCGACACGAAGGCUACCUGAUUUUGUGUCUGUCACUCGUGGGCCAGGCAUGCGCAGCAAUCUCUUCACGGGUCUUGAUACCGCCAAGGGACUUGCUGUAGCAUGGCAGAAACCUCUCGUCGGAGUUCACCACAUGCAGGCUCAUGCGCUUACGCCACGUAUGGUCAACGCCCUCGAAGCCCACAUCGAGCCUGAACACAGCGCCAUCUACGAUUCGACGUCGAUACAAACCGCGCCAAAGUUUCCGUUUCUAUCCGUCCUCGCCUCAGGUGGUCAUACACUGCUCAUACACUCGGCGUCUUUGACGGACCACCGCGUGCUGGGUUCUACAAAUGACAUUGCUGUGGGAGAGUGCUUGGACAAGAUCGCUCGUGUAGUGCUGCCUACAGAGUUACUAGAAACAUCAAAGAGCACCAUGUAUGGAGCGCUCCUCGAGGCAUUUUCGUUGCCCGAUCGCUCCCGCAAGUCAAUAUCUGGCGACGCAUCAACCCAUGUAACGAAGCCACCAACUUAUUCAGCCAAGACAUACUUGGAUGCUCAUGGACACCUAUACAAUUGGUACGAAGUUCCGUUGAAUCAUGAAGACGCCAUGCAGAAGAGCGCGACAAAAUGGGGCUGGGCACUCAAUCGGCCCCUGACUAAAUCAGGUGGAGGUGUCAAGAUUAACAGUCUUGAGCUGAGCUUUUCAGGUAUUACGACAAUGGUUGAGCGCAUCGUUCGAUUUGGUAUGGAUCCGGUCACUAGAAAAUUCAACAAAGUCGAGCGAACGGCGGCAGACGUUAGCCUUGAAGAGCGCAUGGACCUUGCACGCGAGACCAUGCGCGCAGCUUUUGAGCAUGUCGCUUCCCGAGUAGUUCUAGGCUUGCAGACUCAAGAAGAUACUCUAGCCGUGCCUGCGGUUGUCAUGGCUGGUGGCGUGGCUGCCAACUCGUUUCUCCGGCACAUGUAA